AUGCCUGAUAGUGUAAUGGGUUUUGUGAAGGAGAAGAUGAGUUUGCUUGGGAGUGCAAGAGCAAAGGAUUUGGAGGAGAAGUGGAAGGAUUUGUUUGAGAAGGAAACUGAACUCUAUCUCGAAAUGUUGAGUUUGAUGAGGGAACAGACUAAGUUGGCAUUGGGGAUGUUCUUCAGGAACCACACGUGGUCUCGGAUCUCUGGAAUGGUGAUGCGUUGUGCAGGGUCUGCAACAAAGAUCCGAGAAAUUAACUGCCGACAUUCCUCAGAAAUUUUAACAUGUUCUGGAAUGGAACACUGA
Messenger RNA from Fraxinus pennsylvanica, 300 nucleotides. The record is from the annotation of a GenBank genome assembly. Lineage: Eukaryota; Viridiplantae; Streptophyta; Magnoliopsida; Lamiales; Oleaceae.